Molecule: messenger RNA, 466 nt
Organism: Punica granatum (pomegranate)
Lineage: Eukaryota; Viridiplantae; Streptophyta; Magnoliopsida; Myrtales; Lythraceae
Source: RefSeq, a predicted model, not a curated record
CACUUCAACUCACAAACUCACAAGCAUUUCCACCAGUGCCAGUGAAACAAUAUAAUUUCUUCCUAGCUAGUUCAUAUCCUCUGACAAAAAAACAGUCAUGGGUGUCACCUGCUUCAGUCAAGAGUUCACGACCUCAGUCUCACCAUCUCGGAUGUUCAAAGCCCUCGUCCUCGAGUCCCACAACCUCAUCCCAAAGAUUGUUCCUCAGGGCAUCAAGAGCAUUGAGUUUGUUGAGGGCGAUGGAGGUGUUGGUAGCAUCAAGCAAACCAACUUCCCUGAAGGUGGCCACUUCAAGUGCUUGAAGCACAGGAUCGAUGCUAUUGACACGAUGAACUUCAUCUGCAAGUACACCCUCAUUGAGGGCGACAUCAUAUUCGAUAAGCUUGAGAAGGUCGUCUAUGAGGUCAAGUUCGAGGCCUCGAGCACCGGUGGAUGCGUGUGCAAGAUGACCAGCGAGUACAUCUGA